GGCGAGUGAGCAAGAGGAACAUCAAACAGGUAGCAUAUACAGUACAUUCCACCGCUCAGGUAUAUGGUCGAUGAAUGAACGAUGGGAGCACAGCCUUAGGUCGCCACAGUGCCAGGAAGAAAGCGUGUUGAAGUGCCAUUAUGUGCGUGAGUUUGUGAGAGUGCAUGCGUCUGUAUUGGUAAAGUCUUGGGUCGUUUUUAUUGAUGUUGGUAGCUGUAGCGGUAGUGGUCGUAGUGGUGAUGGUGGUGGUGUAUGGAAUGAGAUCCAGUCAGUUUGUGGACAGAGGUGGAGCGUGGUAGUGGCGGCUCCUCUGCUGCCUAGUGCGUGUGGGCUGCUGUAGCUUCGCAGUGGCUUGGUUUGAGCCUUGUCGUGAGUGUAUUCUAGUGCUGACGGUGAACUGGCAGCAGCGUGAGGGAUACCACGAAAGCAGUGAGAGCAACAUUGCAACACUAUACUGACGAAUGACUGUGAUCGUGUAGUGAGAGGCGAACCCAAAGUGAGGAGCGGCAAGGAAGUGCGGCGCUACUGACGAUGACCUGACGAAGAGCACAUACCAGUUUGCCAUCGGUACCACUCCGUCAGACACUCGAGGUCACGGCCAUGGCAGGGCACUAUGUGGUUUCUGGACAGGGAACAGGCAUUUCCUACAUGGACUAAUACACACUGCCAGCCACGUGGUAAUGAAUCAAGCAGUACUGGCGGUCGCAGGGCAGGCUGAGCUCCGUACGGGGGACGCUAAACUCAGGCAAGCAUAACAACUCUAGAGGAAACGAACAGUCCAACUCACCGUUUUGAAGCCCAACGCUCCCACCACCCCUCCGCCCUUGCUGUGCCUCGGUGGCGGUAGUGGUUGAGGCCAGUGUGUGUAUUGGAAUGCUGAGAGGAAGCAGGAAGGUCGAUGGUGGCCUUCAGAACUGCUGCCUCACGCAUAUCACGGGCACGCUGACCCCCUCGCUCCAGGACAGGUGACAAGUGGGAGAGUGGCAGCCAUGACGGAGUACCAGCAGCAGCAGCAGCAACCGCCGCUGCACCCACCGACCUACGAGGUGGCGAUGCUGGGCCAACCUUACGUUAUCGCCCCCAUGUUGCCCUACCAACACUACGAGUCCACCCUGCAACACUACGUACAGAUGUCCACGGCUCCCUCCGCCCCUCCACUCUCGCCCUCGCCCACCCAGAUACAGGAGCAGAGGCGCUUCUGGAACCACUACGGCUUGGACCUAGUAAUGGGCUUCCACCAGAUAUACCUCCAUGGCAGGACAGGAGACAAGUACCUCCUGACAGACGCUACCAAGUCCCUACUGUACACUGCGGCCAUCGAUGUGGAGACGACCUGCUUCUGUUGUACUGUCCCUCGCGGCCCGGGAGUCACCUUCAACCUCACAAGCAGGAAUCACCAGCACGUCCUCACUGUCCACCGCUCCACGCAGGCAUUCUGGUGCUCCUCCCAGGAAACCGAGGUGGAUGUGAAGAUCCCGCCAGAUGUGAUGAUCGGGACUGUCGAGGGCAAAGGUGAAAAUUUUACUCUCAUCAAUCCUUCUGGAGACAUUACCUGCUACGUGGAGAAGGAGGAUGAGGCGUGCUGCUCGUGUUCCAACGCCUCCCAUAAGGUGGUGCCAGUUGGGUUUCCUCAUGACCUCGGCAGCCUGACGCGGACUAGCACAGGACUAGUCAUUACCUUCCCCGCUGUUCUGGACGUGGCCACCAGACUGCUGCUCACCUGCUGCGCCCUCAACCUGCAAUAUGCAGAAGAGGAGGAAAGGAAGACAUCCUCUUAAGACAAUCUUCGUUGGUGACUAAGGUGCCACCGGGUUCCUAUGUGCUCUAGUGGACGCGUUGGUUGUGUUGGUGUGAAGAGAAUCUGAUGCUGUGUUUUAAAACAUGUCACAAUCUCACGUGUAAUAAACUAUUUUUGUAUAAGAUAUUUUUGUAUCGGAAGUCUUCUUAUUAAUUGUACUGCUAAGUAUCUGAAAAAAAAAAAUGUGUACAACUUUGCACAGGUAAAAAUGCUCAAGUUCAUUCCUUGCACGCACAACCUGCAGCGUGCAAAUACGACAUGUCACCAUGAAUGUACACCAAGCAAACAUCUACACCUGAGUGAAUACACUUUGUGAUAACCUGACUGUCGUUCGCUUUUGAAUAAUGACUCUGAUUUUACCAUUUCGUACAAUUUUGCACCCGUCACUGAACGACAAACAGGAUGUGAACUUUGUCAAUAAAAUUCAUGAACUUCA
Molecule: messenger RNA, 2234 nt
Organism: Portunus trituberculatus (swimming crab)
Lineage: Eukaryota; Metazoa; Arthropoda; Malacostraca; Decapoda; Portunidae
Exons: 9
Coding region: 990-1778 (262 amino acids)
Source: RefSeq, a predicted model, not a curated record